Aspergillus nidulans FGSC A4 is the source of this 1971-nucleotide messenger RNA. RefSeq names its product protein sfgA. Lineage: Eukaryota; Fungi; Ascomycota; Eurotiomycetes; Eurotiales; Aspergillaceae. The record is from RefSeq and is a predicted model, not a curated record. Gene Ontology annotation, biological process: regulation of DNA-templated transcription; DNA-templated transcription. Gene Ontology annotation, cellular component: nucleus. Bases 166 to 1971 code for a protein of 601 amino acids. Gene Ontology annotation, molecular function: zinc ion binding; DNA-binding transcription factor activity, RNA polymerase II-specific; DNA binding. The transcript has 3 exons.
CCACCGUCUGUUCAUCUAUCUCAGAUCAUCUCAUCAAGAUGUUUUUCCUCUUCUGUUAAUCGUCUCUUGUUCGGCUUCCGCCCCGCUCUCCGCCCUCCGCCCACGCGCGACCUCGCCCCUCCAUGUCUCUCCCUUACAGCUCUCCCACCGUCGAUCUUUCUCUCCAUGGAAGCUCGUACGAUGGUCUGUGAUCGGGCGCAGCCUCCUCAACCUCUACCACACGAACCUCCACAUCCCGACAAGAAGAAACGCGUUCGACGAUGGCAUCAUCGUGGAUUUACCGGUUGCUCGACCUGUCGUCGACGUCAUGUCCGCUGUGAUGAAGCGUCUCCAACCUGUCGAAACUGUACUCGACUGGGAUUAGAAUGCGAUGGAAGUCAGGGACGGAUGACAUUCAAGGUCUAUGGCCCGCCGCCGCCGCCGCCCGGUCAAUCGAAUCCGCCGACCAAACGGGAUAAAUCCAGGCCGAGAGCCAGCCAGAAAGCAGUGAAGAAGGAAGAUACAGAGGUUGAAGGUGUGGUGAUCUCGCCCACGACUGUGACUGAAUCGAAACCGUUGGUUUUUCAUUUUGAGAACCCGGCAGUGCACUCUGUGACAUCGAUACCUGAAGAUGACAAGAAAGUGAAGAAGGAGCAGGAGGAUGAAGAUUUGGUGCUGAUACCGACCGCGGGAGAAUCAAGGCCGACCGAGGUCCGCUUCCAUAGCCACACAUUGCCCGUCUCCUCAUUGGACUGUUUGCAGGGCCGUUAUUAUACCCAUUUUGUGGACGAAGUUGCUACCCUUUUACUCAUCUAUGACACUUCGACAAAUAUCAACCCGUUCCGACGAUGUUUUCCCGAUGUUUCUCAAUCGUCGUUGUCCAUGGCGAGCGCUAUGGAAGCUCUGGGAGCCCUGCACCUUGCAAACACGUCGACUGGCCCGGAACGGAUUGUGCAUUUCCAGCAUGCCAUGGGCAAAUACGGUGAAGUCGUCAAAUCCUUUAGAACGCGAUACGAGAUCGGGCAGCGAUCACGACUUCCAGAUUUUGCGACCUGUCUACUUUUAGCGCUCUUCGAGAUGAUGGAUUCCCAACACCAUAACUGGGCCAUCCACCUGAAAGGCGCCCGCGAGAUAUAUCGCUGGUUGUUUUACCCGAAUAGCGAUCCGGUUCUUGAAGCUCAACGAGUUGCUGAAAUGAAUCACCCUCUGCGCCAAUUCCUCGUUUCACUGCUUUCCUACCUCGACGUCGCCGGAGCAUGCGCAACCAGCGAUGGGACUGUUGUUGAAGGGAGCUAUUGGCAAACGCUCGGUGGGGGCUGGGAAUACAACUUGGGAAUCCCCAGUCUCUCGCAACCAGCUGCCAACAACGGCCCACUCCUCGAACUCCGCCAAUGCUGGUCCAUCAUGAUGGAGAUUCAAGCCGCGAUUAGCUCUUUCGGAAAAGCAAAGCAGUCGGGCUGGUUGACACCCGAUCAGCAAGAUAUAAUGUACCGCGAUCUCCUACAACGAUUAGUACAAUGGCGCCUCGACGCGCCGCAGUGCCUGCAGAAACUUCGCGAUCUUGAUGACGCAAGCCUAUCUCAGUACCCACACCCCGACGUCCUAGAAUACGCCGGCUGCAUCGAAGCCUACGAAAAAGCCACAAACAUCUAUCUUCAUAAAGUAGGACGCGCCGGCAGACCGGAUAUCCAGCCGCAGCAAGAGCUCAUUGCUGCCUUUUGCACCAGGAUACUUAGCCUUAUUAGGAAACUAGCGAAAGAUGUGGGGCGGCUGGCCGUCCCUUGGCCUUUAUUCGUUGCAGGGCGGGAGACUAGAGAUGAACGUGAGCAGAAAUUUGUGAGGGAUACAAUGCUUGAUAUGCAGAGAUAUGGGUUUAAGAACGUUGAAAAGGCUCUGGAGGAAUUAGAAAAAGCGUGGUUCAAGCGGCGUGCUUUUCCUGAGGGAUGGGUUGAAACUAUGGAUGACGUUCGCUCGUCGAUUCUUCUUCCUUGA